Molecule: messenger RNA, 984 nt
Organism: Symbiodinium natans
Lineage: Eukaryota; Dinophyceae; Suessiales; Symbiodiniaceae
Source: the annotation of a GenBank genome assembly
AUGACUGAACGCACCAUAUGCCGGACGGAGCUGGAGUUGCGGACGGCGCUCGAGGGAUGCUCGAAGCUUACCCUGAGCGGAGCCAAGCUGGCAGCUGCAGAUGUGGAGGCCUGCAUCAAAAGCCUCAGCUUCCCAUCCUUGCGGCACCUCGAAGAGCUGCGCCUCGAGGACCUUACACUGCACCCUGCGAGCCUGGACCACUUAGCCAGCGCCUUUCAAAAUCCUGGACCUCUGCCGGCAGGCCGAGGGGAAGAUGUGGUCGCGGACCCCAGCCUUGUGGCCGGGGGCACAGCGGAGGAGGAGGAGGAGCUGGAGCUGGAUUUGUUCGGCGACGAUGUGGCUGAGGUCUUGGAGGCCUCUGCUGCGCCAGCCCGCAUGGAGCAGGGCUCCAUGUCCACGUUGCCUGAGGAAGGAAGAUCAGGUCUUCGCACCUUUGCACUUGUGCACAGCCCCUGCUCGCCAAGUGAUGCUUGGUCGCCGCUUUGGCGCAGCCUUCCGCUCGGCCUGACCGAGUUGGAGCUCUCCGGCAACGCGCUGAGCGACCACGCCAUCGCGGCUCUUAGCGGCGCUUUGCGCGGCCACACGGCGCUGCGCCUGGGCCUACGGGGAAAUCGCUGCAAAGACAUCGACCGCCUCUCGGACCUGGUCUCGCGCGGCUGCGUGGAGGCUUUGGAUCUGUCCGACAAUCUUCUCAAUGACAAGAGCAUUCAGCAGCUCUGCGAAAUUCUGGGCGCGCCUGGAUGCCGACUCGUUGAGCUGGAUCUUUCGGACAAUCGGCGGCUCUCCUCAGCGUCACUGAAGACGCUGUUUGCCAAGCUGCCCAGAAGCCCCGUUCGUCAACUUUCGCUUCGGAGAACGUCGCUCUGUGACAACGGGGUCAAUUUCCUCGCCGGAAUGCUGGGUGACAUUGACCUGGUCCUCUUGGACUUAGCUCUUGGGCAGAAGUUGCACCCUCCUAUGUUCCCUCUUAUUGAGUUUGGUUGA